GAACGCCACAAAGGACCAGGACGAGACAGACUACACCCUGCCAGCCUGAACAUGAGCAGCUUCCCCAUCCUGCACCUUCUCUUGCUCCUGCUUGGAUGCCAAGUCCCACAGGCACAGGGGAGGCCUUUUUCGACAGACCUGCCUAAGCAAUACUUCACAAUGAUCAAUGAAAUUAUGGAGAUGUUAAACAAGUCACCCUCGCCUUCAGAAGAACCCUUGGACUCAAAUGAGAAAGAGACCUUGCUGGAAGAUACCCUUCUGAGGCCAAACCUGGAUGUAUUCUUGAAUGCUUCCAGCAAAUUCCACAAAAAUGGAUUGCUAAUCUGGAAUAAUCUUAAGGAAUUCCUGCCACUCCUGCCCACUCCCACACCCAGGGGAGAACCAAUCUCUAUCAUGGAGAAUAAUUGGGGUGAUUUCCAAAGGAAAUUGAAAAAAUAUCUGGAAGCCCUUGAUAACUUUCUGAAUUUCAAGAACAAACCCUGAGUCCUAGAAUUCUCAGUCUGAGGCCUUCUCAUCAUGGGGCCUUGGAUGUCAGAUACAGCAGAACACCUGAAGACUCUGGGAUGUCUCUCAUCUCUCCAGUCCAGGACUGGAGGGAUUUCAUUUUCUCCUGUGGAGUCAGAUGAAUUGUCCAUUAUCUAAUUACUGAAACAUGCUGCCUCCAUUUGGCCUUUCAUGACUAUAUUCUCAUUUUUAUCCUAUUUAUUUAUUUAUGUAUGUUUUUAUUUAUUACCAUAUGCAAUGGGAAGUAUAUUUAUUUUAGCAAAAGAGUCUAUGUCCUGUUCCUUCUAAACAAGACUCAAGAGGGGGACAUGGGGCUUGUUCAUUUGUACCUCAGGUUUUAAAUUGAUUUCUACAUCUGAGAAAAUAAA
Molecule: messenger RNA, 872 nt
Organism: Canis lupus familiaris (dog)
Lineage: Eukaryota; Metazoa; Chordata; Mammalia; Carnivora; Canidae
Gene: IL3
Product: interleukin 3
Biological process (GO): immune response
Cellular component (GO): extracellular region
Molecular function (GO): growth factor activity; interleukin-3 receptor binding
Source: RefSeq, marked provisional